AAGUUUCCAUAUACCAAAACAUCAAUUAAUCUUAGACACUCUUUGGGAAAAUAGUGGGGCUAUGGGUUUACUUGGGAUGCUUAUCCAAGUCAUCUGGGUUGGUGUGAUAUUAUCAGCAACAAUGGCAGCCGCAGCAAUAGCGUUUCCAAUAGCCCUGCCUAAAUGCCCCGACAUAUGUGGAAAUGUUAAAAUUCCAUAUCCAUAUGGCACAACUAAAGGUUGUUACCUCAAUGACACUGCUAUUCUUGGGUAUUAUUUUAUCAAUUGUACUACCAACGCGAACGGCCAACCUCAACCAAUGAUUGGAGAUUUUAACGUUACAAGCAUUUCCACUGAAGAAGGUGAGAUUGGCAUCCAGAUGUUUAACUCCCUUGACUGUUACGACGAGUCAGGCGCGCCUCUGGAAAAUAAAUCAUCAUCUGUCACCCUUCCCAGUUUCACAGUUUCCGCCACAAAAAACAAGUUCGUGGCAAUUGGCUGUGACACUUUCGCAUUCCUUAAUGGUGAUCUGAACGGUGAAGACUUUACCAUCGGCUGCCUGUCCUCUUGUCAAAACAUAAGAAAUGUAGUCAAUGGGACGUGCUCCGGAAUUGGGUGUUGCGAGAUUAAGAUUCCGGAAGGAUUGAAAAAUGUUGAUUUCAGAGCAUAUAGCUUUAGUAGUAAACACAAAGAAGUCUGGAAAUUCAAUCCAUGCAGCUUUGCCUUUUUUAUCCAAGAAGACAAGUUCAAUUUCUCAUCAGGUUACCUCGCCAGUCUGCGAAACAAUAGAACCCUUCCGAUGGUUCUCAAUUGGACAGUUGGUAACAAGACAUGUAAAGUUGCUCGGAACAGACCGAAUUACAUAUGUGGAGCGAAUACCACAUGUUCUGAUCUCAACAACGGGUCUGGGUACCGUUGCAAGUGCAAAGACGGUUACGAAGGGAACCCAUACCUCAAACAGGGUUGCCAAGACAUUGAUGAGUGCGAUGAUGCUAAAGAACUCAAUAACUGCACAAGCCACCCCCACCAAUAUUGCGUCAAUAAACUCGGAAGUUAUCAUUGUUCGUGCAUGAAAGGGUACCAUUCAGAUGGGGAGGCAUGUGUUCCUAAUAAAUCAUCACUAGCAAUUAUACUCACAAUUGGUAUCGGUGUUGGCCUUUUAGUUUUGCUUGUGGGGGGUUCUUGGAUAUAUUGGGGACUGAAAAAAAGAAAGCUCAUCAAGCUCAAAGAAAAAUUCUUCCAACAAAAUGGUGGCUUACUACUACAACAGAAACUAUCUAGUCAUAGCGGGUCUAUGGAGACAGCCAGAAUUUAUAGUGCAGAAGAGCUUGAAAAGGCCACCAACAGCUAUAAUGAGAGCAGAAUUCUUGGACAAGGAGGUUAUGGUACAGUUUAUAGAGGAAUAUUACCAAAUAACAAAGUGAUUGCUAUUAAGAAGUCCAAAAUUGGUAGUGAGCAUCAGGUUGAACAAUUCAUAAAUGAGAUAACUAUUCUUACUCAAAUUAUCCAUCGAAAUGUGGUUAAGCUAUUAGGUUGUUGUUUGGAAACAGAAGUACCCUUACUAGUUUAUGAAUUCAUCACAAAUGGGACUCUUUCUAACCACAUUCAUGAUAAAGGUCGGUCAUUCUUACUUUCAUGGGAAAAGCGUUUAAAAAUUGCAGCAGAAAUUGCAGGAGCACUUGCAUACUUGCAUUCUGCAACUUCUGUGCCAAUCAUACACAGAGAUGUUAAAACUGCAAAUAUAUUAUUAGAUGAUAACUUCACAACAAAAGUGUCUGACUUUGGAGCUUCUAGGUUGAUUCCUCUUGAUCAAACAGAAUUAAACACAUUGGUGCAAGGAACUUUCGGGUACAUGGACCCAGAAUACUUCCAUACUAGUCAACUAACAGAAAAAAGUGAUGUUUAUAGCUUUGGUGUUGUUUUGGCAGAGCUUUUGACUGGUAGAAUGGCAUUUUCUUUCGAUAUGCCUGAAAGUGACAGAAAUCUAGCAAAGUGCUUUGUUUCUGCAGUAAAAGAUGAUCGCCUAUUUCAAAUUCUUGAGGAUCACAUUGUCAAUGAGGGUAAUAUUAAGCUACUAAAGGAAGUUGCUAAUAUUGCAAAAAGUUGCUUAUGUGUGAGAGGCGAGGAUAGGCCUUCUAUGAAGGAAGUGGCAAUGGAGCUGGAGGGCCUGGUUAUCGUGGAAAAACAUCCUUGGGGAAAUAUUAAUGUCAAUACAGAAGAGAUUGAGAACUUGCUCAAUGCACCUACGCAAUCAUUCAACAUUGAUGUUAGCACAAAUUGUUCCAGCAGUACAAAUACAAGGUAAACAAUCAAGUUCUACUAAGUGACGCUAAUUCGAGUCUACUUGGAUGGAGAGUGGAUAUAAUUGUUGCUGUUGGGACACAAUGGGCUUAUUUUUUCACAUAAAAGAAACUCCAUGGUAUUACUUUCACAUGUUUGUAGUUGACAAGUUGUCUCCUCUAGUGUGCUGCUCACUUUUUCAGCCCAAAUAAGUGGUUGUUUUGCCACAAACACGGGUUCGUUGGUGUUAACUAUUUUUCCCAUUAGUAUUGCAAUCAUCCUGUAAUUUUUUUAUUUCUCAUUCUCUUUAAUCAGGUAAUUUUAGUUAGACCGAUUUAAAUUAUAUUCUUCAAUUAUAUCCCACAAAUUUUGUAAGAGGAAAAGUCUGUCAAUUGUGAACUUCAAACAUAGCUCUCACUCAUGAGGAUAGGAACCCUGUUUUGGGUAUAGUUGAAAGUAGAUUCACUUGAAUUUGCUGACAAAGUUUAUGG
Messenger RNA from Quercus robur (English oak), 2750 nucleotides. Its product is annotated as wall-associated receptor kinase 2-like. The coding region runs from base 62 to 2284 and encodes 740 amino acids. Gene Ontology annotation, biological process: cell surface receptor signaling pathway; protein phosphorylation. Gene Ontology annotation, cellular component: plasma membrane. The transcript has 5 exons. Lineage: Eukaryota; Viridiplantae; Streptophyta; Magnoliopsida; Fagales; Fagaceae. The record is from RefSeq and is a predicted model, not a curated record. Gene Ontology annotation, molecular function: protein serine/threonine kinase activity; calcium ion binding; ATP binding.